AGUUGAAGAGAUGACGCACGCCCAGAAGACGUCGCCUGUCGAUAUGAAGAUCGCCACCAUCAAACCACGGCCAUCCAGUCGCUGUUUGGUGACAGCAGCUGAUAUCAAUUCAUUAUAUCAUGACCGCCAGGGAGUAGCAGUGGUGCCACCCACUGUGCCGGGGGCUUUCCUGGGGCUACCUGAGAAGAGCACUUUGAAAAAGCAGAAGUCCAUAGGUACAUCGGAGGACGACAAACAUGGAUUCCUCACGCCUCCCUUACUCAAGUUUGCCCGCAGCCUCUCCAUGCCCGACACCUCAGAGGACAUCCCUCCUCCCCCAGCCAUUUCACCCCCUUCUCCACCUGACUUCAACUCUGGUCCAACACCCAAGAGCUACGGCACCACACGACCCAGCUUCACCCAGAACUCAGCCAAUGUGGUGAAGACCAUUAGCCGAAACACCGACGCCGGUACGUUACGGCGCGGCUAUUACCGGCAGAGCUCUGAGCAGUUUGACUCGCGCAUUCGAGGGCGCGCUCCAGUACCGGAGAACCCUUACUCCGAGGUGGGCAAUAGGAACCUGUACGUGCCAGCCAAACCAGCUCGAAGGAAGGGCAUGCUUGUAAAACAGCACAACGUUGAGGAUAGUCCGGAGAAAAAGAGUCACAUGUCAUCAAACCCAUCGGGCGCGGUUUCCAUGCCUACUACGCCUGUAGAACGAACUUGCUCCUCCAUCCCCAUCCCUACCAUCAUCAUCAAGGAGCCCUCCACCAGCAGCAGUGGCAAGAGCAGCCAGGGUAGCAGUAUGGAGAUCGAGCCCACCACCCCCGAACACCCUCCUCUCAUGCCUGUUGGUGGUUUGCGUCCCGAAGACCCGUCUUUAGGCAACCCCUUUGCCGCAGCUAUUGCUGGGGCAGUAAGGGACCGGGAGAAGAGGCUAGAGGCAAAAAAGCACUCAAUCGCCUUCCAGUCAAUAGAUAUUGGGGAUGAUGACUUCGGUAGUCCUACACCGACCCCUCGUCUUCGCCAUUCUAAGUCCAUCGAUGAAGGCAUGUUUAGCGAUGAGAGGCUUCGAAGGAUAUUGGGUCCCCCUGCACAGCUUGGUCGUCCUGUCGGGGGAGGUAGUGGCAACAUGACAGAUUUCAACUCUCCUGAGCCCACAGUGGUUCGGGAGCCUCUAAACACCAGAACAGGCCAGUGUCCCAACCUGGACAGUCCCGUUAGUCUCCCAUCCACACCUCCUAAGAGCCACUACAGGUCAAACGGGACUUACCUCCAUCCUGUUACAGGCAAACCCCUGGAUCCUAAUUCCCCUCUUGCUUUGGCCCUGGCAGCUCGUGACCGGGCGAUGAAGGAGCAACAGAACCAUCCUCAGAAUCAGCCAACAAAUCCUCCUCAGGUUCAGCAAACGCCUAAACACGAAGCCCAGUCCCUCCCAAGUCAGCCAAGCCACAAACCAGACCUCAAUCAACCGCUGUUUAUUGACACCAAACUACGCUCGGGGAUCGAGACAAGUUUUGCCGCAAUCUCAUCAGCAACCAUGGGGCGGCCUAGUCGAGGCGGUCUGCGGAGACAAAUGACGGAGCAGAAGUAUGAGUCUGAUGGGGCACGGGAAGAACGAAAGCAUCAGGCAGUUGAGGAGAGGAAAAGUGCGCCAGCGGAUGUGUCGGAUUUAUCACAGCAGUUAACUGGACUGUUGAUGGUCCACACCAGCAACGAAGCAAGCAACAAGGGAAACAACCAAGAGGUGGAGGGGCAGGACAGCAACAGGCCAUCGGAGCUGAAGGACCCCAACCAACCGGAUCCUCACAACUCUUCGUCACUGUCCCCCAAUCCCCAACCAACCUCAUUAAGGAGGAGGAGCAUGCCCUUGAAUGAGUCCAUUGACGAACCGGUAAAACUGCCCUUCCGCAUCCCACCACCCCCUCUUGCAUCAGUUGACAUCGAUGAGGAAUUUGAAUUCUCGGAUCCCCUCCCACCACCGCUGGAGUUUGCCAACAGUAUCGACAUUCCUGAUGAUCAGGCGAGUGCCAUUGCAGAGAUGAUUCAGCAACAGAGACGAAAUGGGGGUCCUAUUCUACCACCGUACCACCCUCACGCCCCGCCACCUGUCACCGAGCAACACAAACGGGUUGCAAACAACAUGCCACCCUCAUAUCCUCCCCCUCCACCGGAUUUGGAGUCAGGGGUGGGUGACUCGGGCAUCGAGGAGGUAGACAGCCGCAGUAGCGGGGAUCCUCAGCACAUGGAGACAACCAGCACCGUUUCCAGCAUCUCCACCCUGUCGUCAGAGGGGGGCUUCUGCGACAGCGCUCUGGAGAGCCUCUACGCCACCGCAGACGGACACGCCUUCCUGGUGGACCGGCCCCCUGUUCCCCCCAAACCCAAGGGCAAGUCCGUCAUCAACAGAACAUCGCUUUAUCAUGACGCUCUCAUUGAAGAGCCCCCGGAGUCCUAUGGAUCCCCGCCUCAGGACCCUCCCCCUCCUCCUUCAUCCUCUGAACCUCCUAGGACUCCUACUCAAAGGACAUCCAAGCUGUGGGGCGAUCAGCCGCCAGAGCUGCGCAGUCCCCCAUCAACACCAGACUCCAAGAACACCGUCAUCACCGAGCUGAGCUCCAUCCUGCAGCAAAUGAAUCGCGACAGGCCAGCCAAGCCAGGAGAAAGCCUCGACUCCCCCACAGGGACCAGGGGGGGCUUCGGAACAAGCUCACGCCUCUCCAUCUUCAUCUCCAUUUCCUCCUGUCUCCUGUAGUUCCUUCACCUCUUCUUUCUUCAUGUGUCUCACACCUU
Messenger RNA from Notothenia coriiceps (black rockcod), 2772 nucleotides. RefSeq names its product SH3 and multiple ankyrin repeat domains protein 2-like. Bases 11 to 2734 code for a protein of 907 amino acids. Gene Ontology annotation, molecular function: ionotropic glutamate receptor binding; synaptic receptor adaptor activity. The transcript has 4 exons. Gene Ontology annotation, cellular component: postsynaptic density; postsynaptic membrane; dendritic spine. The record is from RefSeq and is a predicted model, not a curated record. Lineage: Eukaryota; Metazoa; Chordata; Actinopteri; Perciformes; Nototheniidae.